GCCAUCUUUUUGCUUUUAUUUUUUUUUCCUUGUUCAAAACAAAAACACAGGCCGGUCAGACAGUCUUUUGCUUGUUUCUUUAAAGUUUACUUUGGUUUUUAUUGCUUCUCCCAACCAAUAGAAACAUCUCUCUCAUUAGCCGCCUUUUUGUCCUCAGGUUUGGUUUUGCCACUGUUAUCUAUCUGUAUGUAAGUUGUGAUAUGUAUAUGGUUGUUUCUGCUCUUUGCUGUGGUUGUAUGUUGUUUUUUAGUGUUGGAUUGUGAGGUUUUUUUAUUGUUUUAUUCUGUUUAUCUGGGUUUGAUUCAGUUCAUGAUUUGGUGAGGUGGGUGGAAGAGAAUUUGGUUCCACUUUGAGUUUUUUGCUAUUUUUGGAAGGUUGGGGUUUUGAUCAGUAACUGUUGUCGCAACUGGGGUUUGAAUUUUGAAUAUUAUGUUGGUUUGAUGAUCAGUUUGUGAAGGACUUUGGUUGGAUUCUGUGACUGUUGCCAGGGAUUGAAUUUAUCUGUUGUUUAGAACAAAUUUUGAGGAGUUAGAAAGUCAUCAUCAGUGUUUUAUCAAUUUGGUGAACUUGGUCUGAAGACAAUUUUUGGUUUUUGUGGUAAUUGUGAGAAGUUGAACUUGCCUAUUUAAGCAGCUUCAAUUCUUGAACUGGAAGUAUUUAUGGGGUUUUAAGUUUCAGUUACUUUUUUAUCUGGACUGCUGUCUUCUGUUGAUUUGGUGGAGUGGGUUUUGAGCAAUUCACCCGAGUUUCAUGGUGAUUGUAAAAAAUUGUGGUACCUGGAACUUACGAAUUUGAAGAUCAGUGGGUUUUGAACUUCCAGCUCCGUUUGUUUCUGUGUAUUUGCUACAGAGUUGGAUGCGCUGGGCAUGAAAGUAUGAGCUGCAUUGUUUGAAUUUCUUAAGAUUUCCGGGGUUGCAGUUUUGUAUAUCCUGUCCAUUUAGCUUAGUUUGGUCUAUAUCCUGCAAUGUUUCCAUCAUCUUUAAAUUCCCAAAGAUUGAAAUAAAUCACAAUUUUAUUUAUUGAGGAUGGCCACGGCUGCAUUAAUUAUAUUCUUAUUGAUGCAAUUUCGGAUUAUACUGGCCUCGGGGUUUGUGAUACAGUCAAAGGUUUGUGGUUCUGAUCAUAUAGCCUAUUCAAAUUGUCACGGUCAUGAAUUGUUCUACAUUAACGGGGAGCUCAAAGAAAAAGAAUCAUUUUGCAAGGCCCUCCAUUCCUUCGACGUAAAUGAUUGUACCUUUGAGAACUACCUUGGGAGUAGCUGCAGUGGAUUGGACCUGGAUCUUUCAUUAGCUGACUCUCCUCUCAAGCCUGAAAGAAGUCUUUUGCAAAAGGAGGUAAGAGAAGAAUCCCCGAGUCAUGAUCUUAGUCAGGAUACUCCAAAAGAGAAAACUCUUUCACCCCCCUAUAAAGCUGGGAUAGGAGCAGCAGGAGUUAUUGUGAUGUGUUGUACUUUUCUCUGCCCCUGUCUAUAUAAGAAAAAGAAAGCAACCACACACACUGUUCUUGAAAAGGAUCCAAAGUCAACGGAUUCAAUAUCCCCUUUCAAUGUGAAUUCUGCUUCUGAAAAAGUGCCGCCUAGUCCACUUCGGGUGCCCCCUAGUCCCUCUAGAUUCUCUCAGUCUCCAAAACUCAGUAGAUUAGGAUCAGUUCAUCUCAAUUUGCAGCAGGUUGCUAGAGCCACACGCAAUUUUUCGCCAUCACUUCAGAUAGGAGAAGGAGGCUUUGGAACUGUAUACAAGGCCGAACUAGAUGACGGUCAGGUGGUUGCCAUAAAACGAGCAAAGAAGGAACACUUUGCGAACUUGCGAACUGAAUUCAGCAGUGAAGUUGAACUUCUGGCCAAAAUUGAUCAUCGGAAUCUGGUGAAGUUGCUUGGUUAUGUUGAUAAAGGAAAUGAACGGCUUAUUAUUACAGAGUAUGUGCCCAAUGGUACUCUCAGAGAACAUUUGGAUGUCCAGCGUGGCAAAAUCCUGGAUUUCAACCAGCGGCUUGAAAUAUCUAUUGAUGUUGCUCAUGGAUUAACUUAUCUCCAUCUAUAUGCAGAGAAGCAAAUUAUCCAUCGAGAUGUGAAGUCAUCCAACAUUCUGUUGACAGAGAGUAUGAGAGCUAAAGUAGCAGACUUUGGAUUUGCAAGGAUGGGUCCAGUAGACUCUGAUCAAACUCAUAUCUCAACCAAAGUGAAAGGGACAGUGGGUUACCUAGACCCAGAAUAUAUGAGGACCUAUCAACUUACUCCCAAGAGUGAUGUGUACUCAUUUGGGAUUUUACUUCUAGAAAUCCUGACAGGACGCCGCCCUGUGGAGCCGAGGAAACCUGCUGAUGAGCGGGUGACACUGAGAUGGGUCUUUAAGAAGUACAACGAAGGAAAUGUAGUGGACAUGGUGGAUCGGCUUAUGGAAGAAAAGGUGGACACGGAGGUACUGUACAGCAUGUUUACAUUAGCAAUCCAGUGUGCAGCACCCAUCCGAUCUGAACGACCAGACAUGAAAGUAGUUGUAGAGCAUUUGUGGGGAAUAAGGGCAGAGUACCUGAAAGGUGUAAAGAAAGGGUAAGAGGACAGCACAAAAUUUCGGUGUUCUACUGGUCGUCCCAUCUCAUUCCAUUCCAUUCUGUUCUUUUGUUACCCUUUCUUUUAUCCUACCUGUAAACAAAUUGUGUUUUUAACCUUGAGACAGAGACUACUUCCUCUCA
Molecule: messenger RNA, 2691 nt
Organism: Populus trichocarpa (black cottonwood)
Lineage: Eukaryota; Viridiplantae; Streptophyta; Magnoliopsida; Malpighiales; Salicaceae
Product: calmodulin-binding receptor-like cytoplasmic kinase 3
Exons: 7
Coding region: 1026-2552 (508 amino acids)
Biological process (GO): protein phosphorylation
Molecular function (GO): protein kinase activity; ATP binding
Source: RefSeq, a predicted model, not a curated record